Cyprinus carpio (common carp) is the source of this 1779-nucleotide messenger RNA. RefSeq names its product polymeric immunoglobulin receptor-like. NCBI's taxonomy places the organism in Eukaryota, Metazoa, Chordata, Actinopteri, Cypriniformes, Cyprinidae. The transcript has 5 exons. Bases 313 to 1635 code for a protein of 440 amino acids. The record is from RefSeq and is a predicted model, not a curated record.
UCUAGCAGGAGAUUAAAAAAUAUAUAUAUAUAUAAAAAAAUGCUAAUCUGAACUGCUUGAGUGUCAUUUGUCCUCAUAAAGAGAACAUGAAACCUGUAUGAACUUUCAGACACUGUAUCCUCCACUAGGUGGCGCUCUUUCAGUGUGAUUAAAGUGAUAUUCAGUCAGUGGUGAUGGAGGGAGGAGCCAGUAAAGCUGUUCAUUACUGAUAAAGAUCUGAAUAAAGAGGAAGUAACUAAAGCAGACAGAUGUAGAGACAGAGAGAUUCACACAGAGAUCAUUCAGCAGAAAGAAGACUGAACUCAAGUCACAAUGAAGAUCCUCCUCAUCUUCUUCACUUUCUACCUGAUCUCAGCUGCAGUAAAAUAUAUUGAUGUGAUUGGAUAUUCUGGAGGAAGUGUUCUUGUUGAUUCGGGGCAAUUUUGGUACAGUAACUCUGUUAAAUAUAUGGCCAAAUUACCUGAGGGGAGAACAAUAAUAAAUGAUAAGAAACAUGAUAAAUGGAUAACUGAAGGAAGAUUUACACUGUUUACACAAAACAAGGGAAACCUCAUGAUCUACAUCAGAGAACUAAAAAAACAUGAUGCUGGAAAAUACCGGAUUUGGGUUAAUGGCCAGUUGUCCAUCACUAUGACUCUGAAUGUGAAUGAAGAUUCAUGUUGUGGAGUGUCAGAGACAGUGAACGUGAAUAGUGCAGAAACUGCUUCUUUCAACUGUAAAUAUUCAUGGAAUCGAAGGUUGGCAAGGAAGAUCAUAUUUAAAACAGGAAAUAACAUAAUUUAUGAGGUUAUCUCCACUAGUAACCAACAGGAUCAGAAAGAAAGACUGAGCAUUUAUGAUACCAGACAGAAUCUCUUCACUGUGAUAAUCACUGCUGUGACACCAGAUGAUGGAGGAGUUUAUUUAUGUGGAGUUUGGAUCUACAGACAUUCGUACAGUUACUCCAUUAUUAGCACAGUUCAUCUACAUAUUAGUAAUAAAUUGAAUGUGUAUAAAGUGAACAGCUACUCAGGAGGUCGUCUGAUGAUCAAGUGUGAACAUCCUCAAUACAAAACCAAACUAAAAUACAUCUGUAAAGAAUCAGACGGAUGUUCAGAGAGGAAGAGUCCAGGAGUUCAGGAUGAAUGGAUGGAGAAUGGAGAUGUUUCUUUAUAUAAUGACACCAGAGCAGGAGUCUUGAUGGUGUUUUUUAGAGAGCUGAAAGCUGCAGAUGCAGGAACAUACAGGUGUGGAGUGAAACAAUCUGACUAUACUGAGAGCUUCACUGAACUACAACUGAGCGUCAAACACGAUGCAAAAUAUCCAAAGAGAGUGACAGAAUAUGCUCCUUUUGGUGAAAAAGCCAAUAUCUCCUGUCAGCUUCCAGAGAAACAUGAAGUUCAUUUCUGUAAAGAGGAUAAUAAUCACAUCUGCCAGAACAUCAGCUCAUCUAAAGUGACAGAAAUGAGUGGUUCAUCAGAGCGAAAUGAAGAGAGAGUUGUUACAGUGAGCAUCAUUAAUGUGAGUGUGAGAGAUGCUGGAGUUUACUGGUGUGGAGCAGAAACCAGAGACACAUAUCUGACUUUCAUCUCCCUGACCACUAAAAUUCAGCUCAACCUCAUCAGUGAGUUCAUUCACAUGAAUCACAACAGCUGAUUUUCCACUGUCUAGGCCAGUGCCUGCCAGGGCUAACAAUGGCUUCACACCUAAAGCUGGGUUUCCACUGUUGGACUGUAAGACCCACCCUUAACAUGCCUCUCUAAAGCAAAUGUCACACAACCCCAGCAUUUUACAAGCGAG